This is a messenger RNA of Rotaria sp. Silwood2, 5136 nucleotides long. The record is from the annotation of a GenBank genome assembly. Lineage: Eukaryota; Metazoa; Rotifera; Eurotatoria; Philodinida; Philodinidae.
AUGAAACUUUAUUCGCCAUUUGGUGAUCAUUCAACUGCUCAAUCUGUCCUGAAAGGUAAUGUCAUCACAUUUAUGCAAAAUGUGCCGAACAUCGUAUCAAGUCUUCCGUUGAAAGCAGAUGAUCUGUGUGAUACAAUCAAAAUUAUAUUUAUUGGUGCCCAUAAACCAGAUCGGCAGCAAUUGCGAAAGAUUUGUGGUGUGAACAAACAAAAAGUACGUAACGCUUUGCUAUGGUUGAAGAAGCACAAUUAUCUUUAUCAAAAGAUUCCUAUCAACGAAGCCAACAUUGAUAGUCUGCCCGAUGAUGAUGUUCCGGAAAGUCUAUGGAACACAAUAGAUACAUUAGAAGAUAUUAGCAAUGCUGAAACAGAACGUAGUGGUUUAUCGAAUGAAGUCUUAGAUAAUACUGACGAACUAAGUGGACAAAACGAAUCGAGCAUUAUUACUUUGAGUACAAGUGCUGUGCUCGAUGUGAAUGGAACUACUAUUACAACAAAAGAUAUUAGUGAACAUCUUGUGCACAAAAUCAAUGCUAAUACAGAAAAACCACAAGUAGAGGUAUUAAAUAAUAUUGUGGAAGAUGAAGAUGAAAAUGAAGAUGUAGUUUAUUUGAUUCCUCGCUCAGCUAUACCAGCAAAUGAGAUUUUAAAUCAAGAAUUAAUACUUGGUCUAUUUCCAACGCUUUUCCCGUAUGGAUAUGGAGCACCACAUGACUUAUCGAGACCAGUCUCGGUUUCUUUGAAGCAGCAUAUUCAGUAUUUACUUAGAUACAGUGAUCAUCGUUUUGAAAAGCAUCAUUCAUUUAUAUUUGUCCUUUUUAAUAUGAUGCAGCGACAGCAAGCAUGCUACAAUGCAUCUCUUAUGGCAUCACGACCUUACUUUCGAUCUAUUGCAUCUGAUCUUGAGACGUUGACUAGCAAAGAAAUUGAGAUCGCGUUAAAUAAUAUCUCUAAGGACAAGUUCUCUUGUGUUACUGAUUCUCGCAUUAAGAUGCUGAUGAAUCAAAUCCGAACAGUUGGUGGUCAUGUAAUGGGUUCAACCUAUUCUCGUUCUAAUUUACGUACUCAAAUUCAUGCGCUUAUAUACAGUCAGGGUUUGCCAAGUAUUUUCAUUACUAUUAAUCCAGCUGAUAUUCACAGUCGGGUUGCUCUUUAUUUUGCUGGUGUUGAUCUUGACCUUGACAAAAUUUUACCCGAAACUAUUCCAUCAACUUUUGAACGUGCUCAGAUAAUAGCAUCUCAUCCUGUAGCAACUGCUCAUUUCUUUAAUGUACUAAUCUCAUCAAUUCUUGAUAAUCUAAUAAUGAAGGGAGUUCUCGGACCAAUGAAAGCCUACUUUGGCACAGUCGAAAGUCAGGGUCGAGGCUCAUUACAUUUGCACAUGCUUCUCUGGCUCGAUCAUGAUAUAACACCUUCACAAAUGAAAGAGAAAAUUCAAAACGAAGAGUUUCGAAAAAGCUUUAUCAACUACUUGGAGGAUAUCAUUAAGGAGGAUCUUAGCAUGUUCAUACCUGAUGGCUCUAACAUUAACGAUCUCGAACAACAACAAGCAUCUUUGGGACAUAAUUAUCAAUCAGAUUCUGUGAAUGUUGAUAGUCGUGAACAAAUGUCCAAUAAAAAUCGUUUUGACAACGAAGCCACAUCUUUACCACCAGCAAUGAUGUUGACUCCAAACCCAGCAUUACCAAAUUUUCCGUCAGUUUUCAAAAGAGAUGUUGUACAGUUAGUCAAUAGCGGCAAUAUUCAUCACCACACGGGUUCGUGCUAUAAAUAUUCGAAAAAACGUGAUAAUCCUGAGUGUCGUGUUCAUAUGCCACGAAAAAUCGUAAAAGAAUCAACAAUUGAUACACAGUCGGGAGAAGUUAAACUGAAACGGCUUCACGAAACUAUAAAUAAUUUUAAUGAAUACAUUAUUACUGCCUGUCGAUCUAAUAUGGAUAUUAAAUAUAUCUUUAGUGGUAGCGAUUCGAAAGCAUUAGUAUAUUACAUUACGGAUUAUGUGACAAAAUCAAAUUUAUCAUUUUAUGAUACGUUUGGCCUUAUGCUCAAAGCUACUCAAUAUUUGGAAAAAAGGGCAACUCAAGUCAACAAUAUUCUAAGUGCAGAAGAAAAAUCACGCAAACUUGUCCUUCGUUGCUAUAAUACGCUUGCUUCACAACAAGAACUCUCCGGUGUUCAAGUUGCUUCGUAUCUUAUGAGUUGGCCUGAUCAUUAUACAACUCAUGAAUUCGCCAAUAUCUUUCUGAUUGGUAUUGAGCACUAUUUGCAAGCGACUCUGGAAGAGGAAAAGGUAAAACAGCAAUGUUUAGUAGAAGAUACAAUUAAUAAUGAAAAUGACGAAGAAAACUAUGCUGAAUUUGAAGAGCAGUUUACUCUUCAAUUGGUUGAAUCCAUAAAUGAAUAUGUGUAUGUGAAUGGUCGACUUGAUUAUCAAUAUCGUUCUAAAUCACUUGAUGCCUUAUGUCUGUAUGAUUACGUGCGUCUUUAUCGAAAAAAGUUGAUUGAUGCCUAUGAUAAGAAGCAGUUACAGGCUCGUACAACAGCAGAGACCAUCGAAUCUACAGAUUUGCGACGUGGUCGUCCACCAUGCGAGAGAGUGUUAUUUGAAGUCCCACAUCCCCAGGUAUCAUCACAUUUGAACAUAAAGCGUACUAAGCCCGUUGUUCCAGUACUACUUGGUCCUGCGAUACCGCGACGAGAUCGAGAUGAUACAAAAGAACGUUACUACCGAUCUAUUCUGACUUUAUUUGUACCAUGGCGAUCAGUUGCUGAUCUAUGCAGUAUCAAUCAAACUUGGGAACAAGCAUUCGAAGUUCAUGAAAAAACUAUUACUGCUGAGUCGCAUAAAAUUAUCGAAAAUAUUCAAUUGCUUCAUGAGUGUAAAAAAGAUCGUGAUGAACAUCUAAAACAAGUAAUUGAAGCUAUUCAAACUGAAACUAUUGAUCAUCAUUUUUAUCCCAGUGAAAUGGAGGACGAUAAUGUUGAGGAUAAUGAUGCAGUCCUCGAUGUUUUGGAAAAUUUAUAUAUAAAUGAUUUAUAUUCACCAAAGAAUAUUGGAAUUGGAGCUGAAGAAAAUUACUUCCGAAAAAUCGUACAGAAUAUUGAUCGAAUUGAUCGAUUUAUACACAUUAAAGGUGUAGGACCAACAAAGAAUCUGAUUUACACAAGAAAAUCGGACAAACUGAUAUUUGAAGACAAAAAACAUCUUAUACCACUUACCGAUGAAUUAAUGAAACUCAGUUACAGAUGGCAACGCAAAAUAAAUGACGAAAAGGAGCGUCGCCGAAAUAUUUACAUGAACGAAGAAGAUAAUAGUGUUGAGAUAGAACAGACUGACAAGGAAGAUGAUCAACUUUUUAUAAAACCUGUGGAGGAUUCAUUGUUACAUUAUAAUGCAAGUGCAUCGUUGAGCCUUGAAUCAAUUCAACCGGUUUCCACGAUGAUUGUUAUUAAUAGUUACAGUCAAGAGCAAAUCGCUUUAGAAUUUACGUUAAAUAAGAAUCAAAAGGCUGCAUUUAUGAUCAUCACCAGUCAUCUUAAUGCAAAUGACGAAACAAGUUCAAAUGGUAAACAAGAACAAUUGAUCAUGUGUGUACCCGGCUGUGGCGGUACUGGAAAAUCCCAGUUGAUUCGGGCUAUAACCGCUUAUUUUGACCAGACCAAGCGUGCACGUAAGUUGCGAAAGCUAGCUCCAACAUCAGUUGCAGCAGCAGAAAUUGAUGGAAUGACAAUUCAUUCUUUUCUGGGCGAAAGUCGAAAUCCGAAGGCUAGGCUAAAACUUCGAACACGUCCUGGUCAAACAAUAUUGGAAAACAAAUGGCGUUUUGUAGAGUAUCUUAUUAUCGAUGAAAUGUCUAUGGUUGUGCUCAGUUUGCUGGCUCGUUUGAGCAGAGUUAUUGCCACUGCCAAACAUUCGGAUCCCACUCUACCUAUGGGAGGUAUAAACAUCAUCUUCUUUGGAGAUUAUAUGCAAUAUUCACCCGUAUUCGAUAAACCUCUCUAUCAUGAAUGUUUGCCGGUGAAAAUCAACAAAGCUGGUGCCGGUAAUAAACUACCAACUGAAACUGACAUACAACAGAAAAGUGCACGAGCAAUUAUUCUGCAAAUCAAUUGUGUCGUGGUACUCGAAGAACAAAUAAGAACCAAGGAUCCAGUUUAUCGAGAUUUAUUAAACCGAGUUCGCCAAGGAGAAGGAACAUAUGAAGACUGGUUAUUGCUUCGAACGCGUGUGAUUGGUAUUGGUUUACAGGUUUCCCUCAAUGACCCACCGUGGAACGAGGCACCAAUCCUCGUGUACCGCAAUGAAGUGCGGACGGAGCUAAACAACAGAGCAGUGAUUAACAAAGCUUACGAAGUGGGACAAUCUCCAACUGUUGUAGUAGCUCAAGACACAAUCAAAACAAAGAAAAACAUUGAUCUACCUCACCUUACCAAACAACUUCUUACAUUACCAGACAAUAAAACCGAACAUUUGCCUGGCUAUUUACCACUGGUGCCUGGCAUGCCGGUUUUGCUACAAGAAAAUAUAGCAUGUGAACUUGGUUUGUCAAAUGGAACACCAGGCAUUUUUCGUAAAUUGAUUUAUGAUGAAACGUCAGGACAUACUACAGGCUUGGAAGAAUCAUUAUUUACUCCAGACACAUUGUUUGUACGUAAUGCACAAUAUGCUUUAAUCGAAACACGAAACUCUAGAAUAGAUCAACUUGAAUCACUUGAAUCCUCAAUCAUUCCUAUUCCAGUCAUCGAAAAGACAUUUGAUGUUGAUCUAAAGAAGCUCUAUGCAAACCAAUCAUCAAUAUUAAAAUCAUUGAAUGAUCAAAAAAUAAAGGCAACCAUCAAUGUCAAGAGAAGAGGCUUGCCUCUUAUCCCUGCCUAUGCCAUCACAACUCACAAAAGUCAAGGUCAGACGUUGUCCAAAAUCGCCAUCGAUCUGAACAUGCCACCGGGUAUAGUAGAAGUAGCUUCUGCUUAUGUACCACUUUCACGUGUACAACGUCUCGACGAUCUCGUCAUUUUACAAGACUUCCAUAUUAAUGCCCUGCAAGUGAAGCCUUCUAAGGCACAAAUAGAUGAAAUCUCAAGAUUACAUGAUCUUUUUAAACAAACAAAAGAAAAAUAUGCUCGCUACUUCUAUUGA